Molecule: messenger RNA, 1256 nt
Organism: Rhododendron vialii
Lineage: Eukaryota; Viridiplantae; Streptophyta; Magnoliopsida; Ericales; Ericaceae
Exons: 2
Coding region: 16-1134 (372 amino acids)
Biological process (GO): protein localization to plasma membrane; phosphatidylinositol phosphate biosynthetic process
Cellular component (GO): plasma membrane
Source: RefSeq, a predicted model, not a curated record
CUCUCUCUCUCUCAUAUGGACACCACCCUAGACCCGCCCUCCACCUCCGAACCCACCACUCCCACCCCCUCCCCCACCACCACCCAUGAAGACCUAAACUCCCUCAAAAAAGCCCAACUCUGCCUCCACUCCCUAUCUCAAAUCCUCCCCCCCAACACCACAUCCCUCCCCCCUUCCCUCCUCUCCUCCAACAACCCCCCCUUCUCUCUCCUCCACUCUCCUUCUCUCUCCUCCGAAAUCUCCUCCCUCCUUCGCCACCCCUCCUCCGGCUCCCCCGACAACCACCUCUGCCGCUGGCUCUACGAAACCUUCCACUCCUCCGACCCCACCCUCCAACUCCUCGUCCUUCGCUUCGUCCCCACCCUCGCGGGCCUCUACCUCUCCCGCGCCGUCAACCCCCGUAAACCCCCCCUCGCCGGCUUCGAGGCCGUCCUCUUGGCCCUCUACGCCCACGAGACCGCCAACCGUAACGGCCAGUCCGUCACGGUCUGCAUCCCGGACCUUUCUCACUCCAGCAUUUACCACGAAUCCACCGCCGCUGCGGCGAGGAAGGAAGGUGGCGGGGCGACGGAGCUGAAUCUGACGGUGGUGUCGGGGAGUUUGGAGCCGCAUGGGACGGUGAGGUCGACGAGGAGGGGGAGGAUCGUUGGGGUGGCGUUGGAGUUGUAUUACAGUAAGAUUUGUCAGAUGCCGGUGGAUUCCAAGGUCGAGUUCUGCGAUUUCUGUACGGUUUGGGCUGGGCAAGAUGGCGAUAUGUAUAAAGAUGGCGCAGAGGCUGACAAUGAAUCAGCUGAUCAACAGAGUGAACCCUCGGACGAAGGAAUCAAGGAAGAAAGUGGGGGAAAGGAGGAGGGGAGGAUCCCUCUGCCAUGGGAGCUUCUGCAACCAUCUCUGAGGAUUCUGGGACACUGCUUAAUGGGUCCCAACAUCAACAAGGAGGACAAAGCACUGCACGAAGCUGCUUUUGGUGCAUGCAGGAGUCUGUAUGCUCGGUCAAUGCAUGAUGUCAACCCAAAAGCCAUUUUGGCAACUGGGAGCCUUCUCAGGCUCGGGAAGAUGGCCAUGGAUUCAUCAAAUGAUAAUGAUGGUUUCGAUCCAACCGAGUUGCCGCAGGAUAAUGUUCUCACCCUCUAAAGCUCCAUCAACCUUCGUUGUUUCCUCAAUCUUGAGAUGUUAGACCGCGUGGUCAAAGUCUGAGACUUGGAAAUUUGCUCCCUCUUAGGUUUCGGGUUCGAAACUUCUUGGGUGCUAUAAAC